AUGCAGGACAACGGCGCCCACCCCACGAUUCCUACCAGAGAUUUCACCAGCACGCAGUUGGCAAACAUGAGUUUGCGCAAGACUCUUAAUGAUGUCAAGCAAAUGUACUUUGGGCACCGCUACAGACAGUGCAUUUCCCGCUGCGCGGAACUGCUGGAGUCGGAGCUCCAAGAUUUCCACCAGCUCAUCAUAGCUUACCUGUAUUUCUAUACCGCUCUCUCUUACGAUACGCUUGCUCGUGGCAUGCAUAGUUCCUCCAUGUCACGGAUUCCGACCCUUCACGAUGCCGAACACUACUUUCAAAAAGCACUACUGGCACUGCCGAAUCCUUUGCCUGUGAUUACCCCAAAUCCAAAAGAUUCGGCAGUUGUCGUUCGCAUCAACGAUCCGCCUAAAAGACAGCGCAGCUCUCAUUUGGCGCUAGAACUCUCCGUUGGCAACCACCACCGCUCUCCAGGACUCGUAUCUGUCACGAAUAUCUCCGCCAAUCCACUCUCCGCUCUAUCAGAGACUCCAUCGAAAUUACUUAUCUUUGAGCCUCGUCCCGACAACAAAUGGUCUUUGCUUCCUCCUGUCAACAAGGCAACCAACAGCGAGCUAUUCCCUACUUUUGAUCUUUUUAUUGCGGAACCACCGACCGUACCAUGCGUGCCAACUUCGCUUGGCUUUACUGCUGCCAAUAAGCUGCAACGCAACGAUUCCACUGCAAGUGUGCUGUCGGUUUCAAGCCACCAGAUCAGGCGCUACAACGAAGACCUCGCCGCCUUUACUUCCAUGCUACAAAACCACAUUUCCAGUGUUCAGGCGCUCAAAAACGCUUACUCCCUCCCGAAAACAUCACUGAAUGCCUCAGACCCAUCGGCAACCUCCAAUAGGGUAGACACAGACCAAGAGAAAAGGCAUGGCGUUAGCCUUCGAUCUGACACAGGCAAAAGCGGCAGGUUUUUGAAUGAUGCAGAGAAGGCGAUCAGGAUCAUGAGAGGGAGAGAGAGGGGAUGGGCAAGGGACAAAUUCAAUGGAAAGAGAUACGAGAAGCUACGCGAGGCUGCGCUGGCGGAGCUUUGA
Messenger RNA from Aplosporella prunicola CBS 121167, 1065 nucleotides. RefSeq lists its product as uncharacterized. The transcript is spliced from 2 exons. Lineage: Eukaryota; Fungi; Ascomycota; Dothideomycetes; Botryosphaeriales; Aplosporellaceae. The record is from RefSeq and is a predicted model, not a curated record. Bases 1 to 1065 code for a protein of 354 amino acids.